GCACUUUUGUUUAACCUGAACGCGGCCAAUUUUCUCCGUGUUUACGGUCGAGAUGCACUGGUCUGUUUCAAACUGGUUCUCUUAGAGCGUCGAGUUCUGUUCGAUGGUGAAUCAGCAGGGUGGAUGUGUAAUUGGAUUCUCACUCUUCUCAGUCUUUUCCCCGAUCUGAUUGCGCACGGACUUACUCACGCGGCACUCGUGGAUCAUUCAUGGAUUACAGAUCGAGCUUGCUGGAUUUGGCCCCGUCCGAACCUAACAGAUACUUCACGAGUCAGUGAACGUCGACUGGAUACCGGGUCACCAAGUCGUAUGACCUUGGACGAGGCAACUCUGUCCAGCUAUGUAACUGCCAUGAUCUCAUCCAGUGAUGAUGUCUCAAAUCCAGUGGUAAAUAGCAGAUAA
Molecule: messenger RNA, 402 nt
Organism: Echinostoma caproni
Lineage: Eukaryota; Metazoa; Platyhelminthes; Trematoda; Plagiorchiida; Echinostomatidae
Source: the annotation of a GenBank genome assembly